GCACGUAAUUCACUGCGUCUGCUAUGGAUCUGUUCCAUGAGUGCACAGAGUAGGAAGCGCCAAAGGGAAAAAAGCAAAUGGGCCAUGGAUUCUCAUCGGUGUCUGAUUUGGCUUGGCUGGGGACCUGGGAUUACGGGUACGGGUACGGAUCAGUCCGAGCAGGCCGCCUCUGGCUAGGCCCGAUCAGCCAAUCAUCCGAUAACUUGUCUACAAUGAGUAAAGCCUUGACAAGUCAUCAAUGCUCUUGCAGCUGUAGUUUUUGUCAGUUCUUCCACCAGCCACUUUGCAAAUACUCUAUAACGCAUAACGCUGUACCUCUUCACAGGCCGAGAAAUAUCUAUGUUGAACGUGACAAUCAAUGAUGGCGGUAUAUCAACAUCAUUCAUGGAGACCUACCCAGACCAAGUGCCUCAUUCAGCGCUUGUCAAGUCCUGACUGCAGCCUGGGAGAGCGGAGAGCCUUGACAGCGCUGUUAACCUGCAUGAUCCGCAUUUUUGGGCGUGACCCAAAAUCAUACAAUGCGGAGGCUGCUGCACUCUCAUCCAUUAUUGAUGCCAAUGAGUACCACUCCCUCAUAUCAGGCUUUGCAAACGCCAUCAUUCGAGGCACUACCGAUGGUGAUAUCCUUGAUCCAGAUCUCCUGACAAACUUCGCAUAUGCUCUCCGUCGUGCUCCUGCUACCUUGUCUGCUGAGACCGCCAAACUCGGGUCAGUGCUUGAUAGUCUGCAUCAGAGGCUAAAUAAGGCAAGCAGUCGGACAGAACUGGAAACUCAGUACCACUUGGUUUGCACUAUUUCAAUUGUAUUGGAUGCCAUGGUCGACAUUAAGCUCUCUGGACUGAAUCGAGAAAUAAUCCAUGAACCUCUCCUGCAACAGCUGAGGAACCUGAAGGAUAACUCGGAACCUCGUCUUUCACAUGCUGCUAGUUAUGCAUAUGAAGCUCUACGUUCCGUACCUGAUGAUGAGGGUCCUUACCAGGCACUACUGCGCCAUACCAGCAUGCUCAUUCAGGCAACGGCGAAAAUUGCUGGCGCCAUUCCAACAAUGGACCCCAUGAGGAUUGUUGAUGCUGCUCCUGAUGUGAUGAAAUUGCUCGCUCUCUUUAAAUAUUUGGUUGAUGCAACUCACAGCGCCUAUACCGGUUCCCAAGACAUACAAAAAGUGGUUGGAGACAUGCGAAACCUAUCAAAGAGCAACGGGUGGUACAUAGCUCUUCGGUACACCAGCCUGUUAAUCGCGGACCGACAAUUCCCGAUGUUGAAAGAUUUCAUUGAACAGCAGCGGUAUGACAAUGAAGAUCAUUUCUGGUGCGGCUUGUAUGUACGGCUUGAACAAGCAUGGGAAAUUGGAGAUUCAACAGCUAAGACUCAAAUCAUUGAUCUACUAGAUCAAAUCAUUCCCCAAGGGAAAUUGCAAUCUUCAUAUGUCAAAAUUUGGAUUCGACUGAUUGCCGAAACACUCAGUCAGGCUCACUGGAAAGAUCUUGCCUCGGAGAGACAGCACUUUAUUAGGCGAUGGAAAAACAAGAACGGCCAGAGCAGAUUACAACGCUUCAAUGUGCAAUAUCUAUGCAUGGAGACUCUUCCGACAGACCUGUUAGACAGAGCAUGGUCAGAGUGCAAAGAAGCCCAUAAAUUCUAUGCUGAUCUUCAGAUCCGUGAAUAUUACAACCAGGGAGGACGCCUCGAAAUUAGACGCCUUUCUGGAAAGCCACUGGACAUGGCCCAAUGUUACAUCAAUCUCUCCAUCACCGAGCACGCACGGGAGAAUGACAAACAAUUAUCUGAUAGAGCAGCACGGUCUUCUGAUUUUACCCUUUUCAGCCGCAUGAAAGUUCCGACAUCAAAUACAGACAAGAAUGUGACAUUGCCUAAGUUGUUUGAAAAGUGGAAUUGCCCUGAUGGCACCGAAGCUCGACCCAAGCGGAUCUUGAUACGGGGACGUGCAGGAGUGGGGAAAACAACACUGUGCAAGAAGAUUAUCCAUGACUUCCUGCAUGCUCAGCUAUGGGCAGAAUACUUUGACCGCAUCAUCUGGAUACCUUUGCGUAGUUUUAAAGGGACAAAAAGUUUGAAUGAACUGCUUCAUGAAGAAUAUUUCGCGUUGCAAGGAGAACGAGCUUGUCUAGUUUCAGCUCUGCAUGAGGCUAUAUUUGACCCGACUGACCAGAAGACUCUGUUACUCCUUGACGGCCUAGAUGAAAUCUCUGGGGAACGGCAUGUUUCUGGAAUCGACCUAAUAGAAAAGCUUAAGGACCUUUUAAAUCAACAAAACGUCAUCAUUACAUCUCGACCAUACGCAGUGACCUCGCCCGAUCUGAAUUCAUUUGAUUUGGAAUUGGAAACAAUUGGAUUUCGCCCGGCCCAAGUGCAAGAUUAUUUGGCUAAAGUUGUGCAAGAUCAAACGUCAGUGGAAGAAAUCCGGGCCUUUAUCAAAAGCCAUUGGGUGAUGCAGGGACUUGUGCAGAUUCCGAUUCAGCUAGACGCACUAUGUUACAGUUGGUACAAGGGAUUGGGCCCAGGAGGUGCACCACAGACCAUGACCGCACUCUACCAAGCCAUUGAGGUGAAGUUGUGGAACAAGGACAUCUUGCAAUUAGGUAAAGGAAAUGAACAAGGACCGCUCAACGGCUCUCGAUCCCGAGAGUUGCGAACACGCUCGCAGGUUGAAAACCUCAUGGAAACUGAGAUGAAAUUGCUUGAAUUCCUUGCAUUUACUGGCCUGGUUAAUGACACAAUUGAGUUCAAGCAAGCUAUUCGUGAUAUGGUAUACGAGCAGCCCAGUUUUUCUGGGAUGUCUGAUGACAUCCUUGACAGAGUUUCAUUUCUGCGUACAUCAGACCCUUCAGCUGAUCAUGAAGUCCGUAAUUACCAUUUCCUCCAUCUGACCUUCCAAGAAUUCUUUGCAGCACAAUAUUUUGUACGAUGCUGGGUAUCCAACACAUCACUAUCCUAUCUCGAAUUCAACCCAGCAGAUCAGAAAAGCGAAAAACAGACAUCACCCAAAAGCUUCAUUCGACAAGAGAAAUAUAGCGGACGCUAUGACAUAUUAUGGCGGUUUGUGGUGGGGCUACUCUAUGAUAAGGGCGAAGAGGAAUUAUGUCAAUUUCUUGAACUGCUAGAGAGUGAACCACGAGACCUGUUGGGGCCAGCGCAUCAACGGCUCCUCAUGCAUUGCUUCAGUGAAGUGCCUCAUUCAAAAAGCAAAUCCCGACUGGAGAAUCACCGAGUUCAUAUGGAACAUCAAUGCCGACUGUGGUCCUUUUACGAGUAUGAACUCCAUAAAGAGAUGCAUAUGUGUCGUGAAGCAGAGUUUCCUGAGAAAUCUUUGAACAGAAUGCUUGCACAUGAGCCAGUUGAUGUGAAGACUGCUAUCUUGCGAGCCUUGCUUAGCCGACCACAUAUUUCGUCAAAUCUACUGGACCUGAUAGUUAGUUUUCUAAGGGAAAGUGACGGUAAUUCUGAAAUCAGAGAGGCUGCCAUUGAAGUUUUAGGCCGGCAGUCACCCCUACCAGAGAACGUCUUUCAGGCUCUGGUAUCCCGAUUGGACGAUGGCCGGCAGUCAUCCCUGCCAGAGAACGUCUUUCAGGCUCUGGUAUCCCGAUUGGACGAUGAUCACCCUCUUGUCAGAUUGGCUGCCAUUUGUGCUUUAGGCCGGCAGUCAUCCCUACCAGAGAACAUCCUUCAGGGUCUGAUAUCCCGAUUGGACGAUGAUGAUCCUCUUUUCAGGAAGGCUAUCAUUAUUACCUUAGGCCAGCAAUCAUCCCUGCCAAAGAGCGUCUUUCAGGCUCUGGUAUCCCAACUGGAUAAUCACUGUUCUGAGAUAGGCUUUCAAGUGGAAGAAGUACUCAGGAAGCAUGACAGCUUCUAUUCCAUUGUUCCUCGCCUACAUACUCAGAAAUUAGUCGCUCUGUAUAGAAUCUGGGUUGUUAAAGCUUUCUCGAGACAGUUCAGUUUCUAUAUGCGGGACAAAGUCUUAUACAUUGAUGUCCCCAAUAGACGAAGACGAAUUCCCAUACAAAGGGGCGAAGCUUUCAAAGAGUUCCUAACAGCAACGACUGAAAUGAGAAGUCCAAGCCUUUGUGCUGAUAAGUAUUUGGAGGUGUGAUACCAUUAUAGUGCUACUUUCACAUCAUUGUGCAACAUUGUUCCAUUCCUAUAUUCGUACUUUCUCGUUUUGAUAGUCGACUACUGGCG
This is a messenger RNA of Aspergillus glaucus CBS 516.65, 4197 nucleotides long. RefSeq lists its product as uncharacterized. The transcript has 3 exons. The record is from RefSeq and is a predicted model, not a curated record. Lineage: Eukaryota; Fungi; Ascomycota; Eurotiomycetes; Eurotiales; Aspergillaceae. Bases 362 to 4108 code for a protein of 1248 amino acids.